AUGCAUUUCCUCCAGAACGCUUUCGUGGCCGCCACUAUGGGCGCUGCGCUGGCCGCCGCCGCUCCUCUUGAGAAGCGCUCCUGCACUUUCACCUCCGCCUCUGCUGCCAAGUCCGGCAAGUCCUCUUGCUCCACCAUCACCCUCGACAACAUCGCGGUCCCCGCCGGUGAGACUCUUGACUUGACUGGCCUCAAGAAGGGUACUACCGUCAUCUUCGAGGGUGAAACCACCUUCGGUUACAAGGAAUGGAAGGGUCCCCUGAUCUCCAUGUCCGGUACCGACAUCACCGUCAAGCAGGCCUCCGGUGCCAAGAUUAACUGCGACGGUGCUCGCUGGUGGGACGGCAAGGGUAGCAACGGUGGCAAGACCAAGCCCAAGUUCUUCCAGGCCCACAAGCUCGACGAGUCCAGCAUCACCGGCCUGAAGAUCUACAACACCCCUGUCCAGGGCUUCAGCAUCCUGGCCGACCACCUGACCAUCACCGACGUGACCAUCGACAACUCCGCCGGUACGAGCAAGGGCCACAACACCGAUGCCUUUGAUAUUGGUCAGAGUACCUACAUCACCAUCGACGGUGCCACCGUCUACAACCAGGAUGAUUGCCUGGCCAUCAACUCGGGUGAGCACAUCACUUUCACCAACGGUUACUGUGACGGUGGCCACGGUCUCUCCAUUGGUUCCAUCGGUGGCCGCAGCGACAACACCGUCAACGACGUGACCAUCUCCAACUCCAAGGUGCUCAACUCCCAGAACGGUGUCCGUAUCAAGACCAUCUACGGCAAGACCGGCACUGUCGAGAACGUCAAGUUCGAGGACAUCACCCUGUCCGACAUCAGCAAGUACGGUAUCGUCGUUGAGCAGGACUACGAGAACGGCAGCCCCACCGGCACGCCCACCAACGGUGUCAAGGUUGAGGACAUCACUUUCAAGAAGGUCACCGGCAGCGUCAAGAGCUCUGGUACUGACAUCUACAUCCUGUGCGGUUCCGGCAGCUGCUCGAACUGGACCUGGAGCGGUGUUGAUGUGACUGGCGGCAAGAAGAGCAGCAAGUGCAAGAACGUCCCCUCGGGCGCUUCCUGCAGCGACUAA
This is a messenger RNA of Aspergillus luchuensis, 1089 nucleotides long. Its product is annotated as glycoside hydrolase family 28 protein. Gene Ontology annotation, biological process: pectin catabolic process. The transcript is spliced from 3 exons. Gene Ontology annotation, cellular component: extracellular region. Gene Ontology annotation, molecular function: polygalacturonase activity. The record is from RefSeq and is a predicted model, not a curated record. NCBI's taxonomy places the organism in Eukaryota, Fungi, Ascomycota, Eurotiomycetes, Eurotiales, Aspergillaceae. Bases 1 to 1089 code for a protein of 362 amino acids.